CAUCACUGAUUACCCUCCUUAUGUCUGCAAAUGCAGCGUCUUUCCACACUUUCCCUCAACUGACCCCUCAAGAGAAAACUGAUAUAAGACGUGUAAAGGGCCAGAUAUCUUGCGCGGAAUGUAGAAGACUCAAACUAAAAUGUGACAAGAAGACGCCAUGUAGCUCCUGUCUUCGGAGAGGAUGCGGAUCGGUGUGUCCAACCGGGACGCUCACUAAUACCCCUGGAAAACGAAUGGUAGUUUCUGACACUACUGCGCUCCAUAAGAAGAUCGAAGAAAUGGGCCAGCGUAUCCGUCAACUCGAGGAUGCUCUCGCUAUCUUGCAAAGUUCCAUAUCCGCCGAACGGCAUCCUCUCCUCCGGGAGGAAUACCUAAAGAUCAAGUUUCCCCCAGCGCUUUCAGAUACAAACCUCGUCAAGGAAGAGAAGGAGGGCUCGAAUUCCCAAGAUGUGGAAUUAUCCGAUGCACUGGGGACGCUCACACUUGGAGAGUACGGCGAUACGAGGUAUCUGGGGAGAUCAGCCGGGUCUGAGAGUCUUCUAGGUGUAGCGGCUGAGUUACAUACAACUGAAUCCAGACCAACAAGUUAUACGUUCGUCUCCGAAGAAGUAGCCCAACUUUCGUAUUCUUUCCCGUUCGGUGGGGGCACCUGGAACGUCCCACAUUCACUUAGAUUGAUACUAAGUUUUCUACCACCCAAGCUACGAGCUUGGUCUCUCUGCGAAACCUACCUGGCUCAAGGAACGAUCACAACAAAAGUUGUGCUUCGGGACGAGCUAAUUGACGAAAUUCUUACACCCGUGUAUCGAUACGUUGAAUCAUUCGCUUCAAAUGAAGAUCAAGACGAAGAAGCAAUUCCUGUCUCCCCACAUCGUCUUGCUAUACUCUAUCUUGUCUUUGCACUUGGAUCUCUUUGGGACCUCACUAUACCCCCGUAUAGCGUUGAAGCAGAAAACUUUUUUGAAUUAGGGCGGGCAUGCCUUUCCCUACGCAACGUUUUUGGCUCGCUGGAGAUAGGGACAGUGCAAGCAUUGGCAUUAGCGAGUUUGUAUCACUCCCAUGGCGGACCUAGGCUUUCACCCGAGACUGCUUGGUGUUUGAUGGGGUUGUGUGCGAGAUUACUUUACAGGCUAGGACUCCAUUCAGAAAGCCCACAAUGGCACCUAGAACCCAAACUUGUUCAGCGUCGCAGGACUCUAUUCUGGGAGAUUUUCACGCUUGAUACAUUCUUCAGCCUGAAUCUCGGGAGACCACCUUCGAUGAACAUAUCAUUCGUAGACUGCCCUCUCCCCGAUGAGGACCCGACUAUGGACGAGGAACGAGAAAGAUGUAUGCGUUGGGGAUGGAAGUUCGCCAAAGAUGUGGUUGUAUCUGUUUCUGCCGCAACGCUGACUCCAAAGAUUCCUGAAUACGAUGUCAUACUCGAAUUGGACAAAAAGCUCCGGCAACAAGGAAUGCCGCCUGAUUAUAACUACGCAACAGAUACCUGUUUCCAGCCGAGAGGAUUGUUAAUGAGCGCUUUUACAUGGUUGCACAUCCACCGGUCAUUCUUUGUCAAAGCUAUACUUGACUUCCCCCACAACCCUAUGAGCAGUCCUUACGCGCCAUCAUUCUUGGCCGCUUACAGGGCUGCCACGAUGAUCAUCCAGCUGGAUGUGAAGUGGUUUUCCAAACAUCCAGCAUUGAUGAGCAGAUCCUUUAUGAUUUUCAAUAGCUUAUUCACUGCCGGGGUGGUUGUUGGAUCAAUUGUCACUCGUUGCCCCAACUCUCCUCUGGCAUCAAGGGCCUUCAUAGAGCUCGGGCUUACUGUUGAGAUGUUCUCAAUGAUGCACGAAUGCUCAAGUCGUGCUAGAGCUGCACACACCAUUCUCAAGAAAUUUCACGACAAGGCGGGGCGAACAUUCAGCCUGACGAAGGGACAAGGACAAACCCAGGCUGUGGAAGAUCUCGGUGACUUUGGAAUUCCUCUAGAUGACGAGCUAGAGAUAUUUGCUGGGUACACGAAAUUAAGGAUGAGCAAAACUCUGUCAGGACGUACUCCUGAUGGUAUGUCGUGCUCGCCAAACAAGGAUGGAGCUGGCAGCAAGUCAGAAUCUUUAGGUGAAAGUGGGAGCAAGGUCAGAGGCGUGUCUUCGUCACCACAAGACGAGAUCUUGGCUACUUACGGUGGCGAUCCGUUUACUCUGUCCAUGUUUUCGACGGCCGGGCACGUUCAACAGUGUGAGCCCGUUGAAGCUCCAGCGAUGGGUGUCUAUCCUGAAUCUGAUACGAACAUGGGCGGCUGGAGCCCAAUGUUUCCUACCUCAACCGCGGAGAUGUCGAUGGCAGGUGAUUCUGGUAUGGAAGCACAGUGGCUCAUGUUCAUGCAGAGCGAGGGUAUUCUAGAUGGGAACGGUUAUUUGAAUACGUCCACAUCGUAGCAUAGAAUACAUUUGUUCCGAUUUGAAGAACGUCCAAGAAACCUUUGCAGAAAGUAUGUUAUUCACCACGACCAUCAUUUCAGCCGGCAUACGGGGUCUUGAGGUCUCGCGGAGUAGAGGUCUUUGUGAGGUUCAGAGGCGUAGCGAUUGCCACGAUCUGGUUCUAUUGCGAUGAAACCUGGCUUGCGAACACCCAGUAUUCCCCAUGAGGGAAGACAGACGAGGCGAGAUCCAGGCAUGACAUACACCGCACAAGGAAAAGUGUGCGAACGACAUCUAUCUUGGUCUAGAGCGCCAAGCGUCGUCCAACUGGUCUAUAUAACCCUGCACCUCUUUCACUGCAUUUUUUCGGUCUCUUCGCGCGGCUUCCCAAGUAGGCUCGGGCGAAACAGCAUCUAAGCGCAGCAGAGAUUGCAGGAGCAAUUCUGAGAGACGCAUAUGCUCUUUCUCCGUUGGAUGAUUGACGAACGAUUGCAGGUCCAGUACGAGAGUGGAACGAACAGAGCUGAGUUCAUCGACGAUACGAGUAACAGUAUUCUGUUCUGAUUUGGAUAUCGAUGAAGUAGCAGGGGUAGGGACGGUGACUUUGGGUAUAAUGGCUAUCGUAGAAUUGUGUUUGAUAUGAUACGCAGAUACUGAACGUGUUCGACGUGAGUGCGGGCGGUAAAGAGAAGGGGAAGUGACUCGCACGGGGAGCAUUAUCGUCCUUCAUAACAGCACCUUUGUGAAUCAUUUUGAAUUCAUUGCAGCCAGUCCAGUCCUUCACAAUCUGUUUCAGCGCUGCAAGUUUUUCAUCGUAGCCCGGGGGGUUCGUCAACACUCGACGGUCGUUGCCGCAUGUGAGGGUAAGAGGCA
Marasmius oreades (fairy-ring Marasmius) is the source of this 3275-nucleotide messenger RNA. RefSeq lists its product as uncharacterized. NCBI's taxonomy places the organism in Eukaryota, Fungi, Basidiomycota, Agaricomycetes, Agaricales, Marasmiaceae. Bases 21 to 2420 code for a protein of 799 amino acids. Gene Ontology annotation, biological process: DNA-templated transcription; regulation of DNA-templated transcription. The transcript is spliced from 14 exons. The record is from RefSeq and is a predicted model, not a curated record. Gene Ontology annotation, molecular function: zinc ion binding; DNA-binding transcription factor activity, RNA polymerase II-specific; DNA binding.